AUGUAAGGACUUCACAUCAGUAGACCGAAUGACCCAAAGAAACGUAAAACCAUUACCUGUCGUUCCUGCAGGUGGGGGGGAUCGACUCGAUCGGUCUUCGAAUGAACCAUGGCACGGCAGUGGUCGAUUUCGACAUUUACGUCAUCGGUGGCCACGACGACUGGAAAGACUUAGACUCAUGUCUCUGCUUCAACGCUGUUACGAAGACAUGCCGCGAGGUGGCGCCUAUGAAUGAACGCAGACGCAGUUUAAGUGUGGCAGUUCUGCGAGGUGCAGUGUACGCCAUGGGCGGUCACGAGUGUGAGCAUCGUGAAGAUCUCAGAACAGCUGAAAGAUACGACUGUAAGACAAACCAGUGGUCGUGGAUCGCUCCCAUGAACACAGAGCGACGCUGUGCAAGUGCGGCUGCACUGAAUGACAAAAUAUACGUCGCUGGUGGACAUGUUAGUCUUUUCAAUUCUCUAAACUCGGUGGAAGUUUAUGACCCGGACACCGACCGAUGGACGUUCGUUGCACCAAUGCAUUCUGAACGUGAGGAUUUUACUUGCGUCGCGUUCCACGGCUGUCUGUACGCCCUAGGAGGACGCAACUGGACAUCAGACGCGCUCUCUACUGAAAAGUACGACCCUACAGAAGACACGUGGACUGAGGUCCCUGCCAUGAACUUCUAUUCAGAUUAUUUAAAUGCAGAAGUGUUCGACGACACGAUCUUCGUCAUCAGUAGAUAUUCUGACAAGGGCCAUUUCGGAUCCCGCGUCGCAUGUUUCAAUGACAAGGAAAAUCGAUGGUACCAGGCGGCAAACAUGAAUGUUAGGAGAUCCUUUCUGUCGACUUGUGUCAUCAAGAACCUACCGAACGCAAGAGAUUACGCCUACAAACACAGAGACAAAUUAAUGGAGGAGAAAUGCAAAAAGAAGAUGGCGGAGUAACGUAAAAAAUGUUGGUUUGGGUAAAAAAUCAGGCAACUCUCGUUUUACGAUUGAGAUCCGUUCCGAGACGUUGUUCGUUAUAAAUUUUUGUUCGUUAUAUGCAUCUUGCAUUCCUGAGCUUUUACGAUACAUAUCGUAUAUUUUAGCAGCCAUUUUAAAGCAUU
Zootermopsis nevadensis is the source of this 1093-nucleotide messenger RNA. Lineage: Eukaryota; Metazoa; Arthropoda; Insecta; Blattodea; Termopsidae. The record is from RefSeq and is a predicted model, not a curated record.